Messenger RNA from Ricinus communis (castor bean), 567 nucleotides. RefSeq names its product secreted RxLR effector protein 161-like. The record is from RefSeq and is a predicted model, not a curated record. Bases 1 to 567 code for a protein of 188 amino acids. The transcript has 2 exons. Lineage: Eukaryota; Viridiplantae; Streptophyta; Magnoliopsida; Malpighiales; Euphorbiaceae.
AUGAAGAAUAUUCCUUAUGCAUCUGUUGUUGGGAGUUUAAUAUAUGCUCAAACUUGUACCAGACCAGACAUUAGUUUUGCUAUCGGAAUACUGGGCAGAUAUCAAAGUAAUCCAGGAUUAGAUCACUGGAAAGCUGCAAAGAAAAUUCUCAGAUACUUGCAAGGAACAAAGGAUCAUAUGCUCACUUAUAAAAGAUCUAAUCACCUUGAGAUGAUUGGAUAUUCAGAUUCAGAUUUUGCUGGAUGUGUUGAUACAAGAAAAUCAACAUUUGGCUGCUUAUUCCUAAUAGCCAAAGGAGCAAUUUUAUGGAAGAGUGCGAAACAGCCUGUCAUUGCUGCAUCCACUAUAGAUGCUGAGUUUGUAGCUUGCUUUAAGGCUACUAUUCAUGGAUUAUGGCUGCGGAAUUUUAUUUCAGGACUUGGAAUUGUUGACAGUAUAGCCAGGUCACUGAAAAUUUAUUGUGAUAAUUCUGCAGCAGUUUUCUUCUCUAAAAAUGACAAGUAUUCUAAAGGGCUACCACAGCAACCAACCAAACUUGGGCUACUUAUUGAACCGGGACUGAGUUGA